Equus quagga is the source of this 2774-nucleotide messenger RNA. RefSeq names its product ZFP3 zinc finger protein (gene ZFP3). Gene Ontology annotation, molecular function: RNA polymerase II cis-regulatory region sequence-specific DNA binding; DNA-binding transcription activator activity, RNA polymerase II-specific. Bases 982 to 2607 code for a protein of 541 amino acids. Gene Ontology annotation, cellular component: nucleus. The transcript is spliced from 2 exons. Gene Ontology annotation, biological process: regulation of transcription by RNA polymerase II. The record is from RefSeq and is a predicted model, not a curated record. Lineage: Eukaryota; Metazoa; Chordata; Mammalia; Perissodactyla; Equidae.
GGUCAUAUAGUUUGGCAUGUAGGCCAGGUCACCUUGGGAUUCUCUAGCUGGGGCAGCCUUAAUCCACAUCAAUUCUACCACCCUUUUCCCGUGGGUACAAUGAUUGGUUCAGGGUUGAGCACCAGACCCAAACAGGGCCAAUCAUAGUCCUUCCCUGUAUUUGAUAUGUGGGAGGGGUGGUGUAGUUUGAGGCAACAUUAGAUAGGAAGGCUUCUCCAACCGGGGACAUGAAUAACACGAAGCUCGUUGGGCAAAGGAAGGGCAGAGGAAGUAACACGUGACAAGCACACAGGUUCUGAGGAGAAACGAGCCAAGCUUGUUCAAGAGAUAAGGCUAGCUAGCGUAGAAUGCUGUUCCCAUUGCCUGAACCGCUCUCCCCCUCACUCUUAACCUGGGUAAAUUCCCGCAAACCUUCAGAUCAGAUUUCAGUCCAAACACCACUCCCUCCUGUAAGCCCUUUCUGACCUCAGAGCAGGUCUCCUCUCGCCCCAGCAGAGGACCAGCCUCUUCCAGAGAUCUAGGGGAAUGUGUUUACCAGACUCAUGGAGCUUAGGGAAGGGAGCGACGGGAUAAGGGGUGCGGGUUGGAGGCAUUAAGGGGGUCGCGCAACCCCUACCCCGCGAGAAAGGGAAGCCAAAUCCCAACUUCUCAAACCCAGAUCCAUGCUUGAGGAGCGACGGCAGCGCGCAGAGUGGCCGGUCACAGGGCGGAAGUGCAUCCCUGGAGCCGUUCUAGGAAAUCCGGAGGACCCAGCUCGUCAGUGAUCCUGGGGCUGCAGUGGGCAUCGUCCGGGACACAGGGCCACUCCAGGGAGCGGAUUGUGCAGGCAGAGGCGAGAUGGCACUCGGGUUAGGCCGAGAACCGCCAAAACGCAAGGCUGGAGAAGGUGAGGAGGCGUCGGCGCGCUGACCACCUGUGCCUCCGGCGGAGUGCGGCGCGCGCUGAUUGGCUGGAGUGCAGCCCGGGUACCGGAAGUGGCCGAUGCCCGUCGCCCGUGAAACCAGGACAACAGCUGCGGGUUCUGCGCCAGCGGCGGAGCGGCGCCGGGAGCCCGAGCGGAGCGGGCGAGGGGCUGCGGCGGCCUGCGACUGUGAGAUGGGGACUGAGAACAAGGAGGUGAUUCCCAAGGAAGAAAUUUCUGAAGAAUCUGAGCCACAUGGGGCAAUAUUAGAAAAACUUCCAAAGGUGGUUUGCCAGGGUCAUGAGUUUGGAGCAGCAUGUGAAGAAGACAUGUUGGGGGAGCAUUUGAGAGAGUCCACAGAGAACAUUAUGGAGCAGAUGUCUCCUCAGGAGAGAGACUUUGCAUCAGGGUUGAUUAUCUUUAAGAAGUCACCCUCAAGUGAGAAAGACCAGGAGAAUAAUGAGAGUGAGAGAGUCUGUAGACCCAGCCCAAACCUGAUUGCACAUCAUCGAGGUCCUGCAGCCGAGGCAGUGAGCACAUUUGCUGCCUCUGGCCAAAACUUCAUAGAGAACUUGGAACCUAACAAAACACAGAGAAGUGCUGUGGGAGAAAAGCCUCAUACUUGUAAAGAAUGUGGGAAAGCCUUCAAUCAGAACUCACAUCUUAUCCAGCAUAUGAGAGUUCAUAGUGGAGAGAAACCCUUUGAAUGCAAAGAAUGUGGAAAAACAUUUGGAACUAACUCAAGCCUUCGAAGGCAUCUGAGAAUUCAUGCUGGAGAGAAACCCUUUGCUUGUAAUGAAUGUGGAAAGGCCUUCAUUCAGAGUUCACAUCUUAUCCACCAUCAUAGAAUUCAUACUGGAGAGAGACCUUAUAAAUGUGAAGAAUGUGGUAAAGCCUUCAGUCAGAAUUCAGCCCUCAUUCUACAUCAGAGAAUCCACACUGGAGAGAAACCAUAUGAAUGUAAUGAAUGUGGGAAGACCUUUAGGGUUAGCUCACAGCUGAUUCAGCAUCAGAGAAUUCAUACUGAAGAAAGAUAUCAUGAAUGCAAUGAGUGUGGCAAGGCCUUCAAGCAUAGCUCAGGCCUUAUUAGACACCAGAAAAUUCAUACUGGAGAAAAACCUUACCUGUGUAACGAAUGUGGGAAAGGCUUCGGUCAGAGUUCUGAGCUUAUUCGGCAUCAAAGAAUUCAUACAGGGGACAAACCGUAUGAGUGUAAUGAAUGUGGGAAAACUUUUGGCCAGAACUCAGAGAUUAUUAGACAUAUUAGAAUUCAUACUGGUGAGAAGCCCUAUGUAUGUAAGGAAUGUGGGAAGGCCUUCAGGGGGAACUCAGAACUUCUUAGACAUGAGAGAAUUCACACUGGAGAGAAACCCUAUGAAUGCUUUGAGUGUGGAAAGGCUUUUAGGCGGACCUCUCACCUUAUUGUCCACCAGAGAAUUCAUACUGGAGAGAAACCUCAUCAGUGUAAUGAAUGUGCAAGAACCUUUUGGGAUAAUUCUGAGCUGCUUCUCCACCAGAAAAUUCAUAUUGGAGAGAAACCUUAUGAAUGCAAUGAGUGUGAGAAAACAUUCAGCCAGCAUUCCCAACUUAUCAUACAUCAGAGAAUUCACACUGGAGAGAAGCCUUACGAGUGCCAAGAAUGUCAGAAGACCUUUAGUCGGAGCUCUCACCUCCUCCGACAUCAGAGCAUUCACUGUAUGGAAUGAUCGGCAAAAGAAGAAGCUUUCUGUGGGAAAGCUGAAGUCGUACUUAUUAAUUUGUUCAUAAUCUGCACUCCAAGUUUUUAGAUCAAAUGAAUGGACAGACCGUCUCUGUCCUUCCACUGAUUUUUAUUUAAAUAGUUGAAAAGGAUGAUGCACUUUUAUGAACUAUU